AUGAGUUCCAAUAAUUCAAACAGUUAUGAGUAUCAAUAUCAACAGCAUCCACUCCCUUCAAUCUUUGUAUCACAACAACAACCACAACCGGAUUUUUAUUCUAGUCAAUUCAUACAAUAUGCUCCUGGUAAUAAUCUUUUAGACUAUAAUUAUCAACAAACAUCACUACCUCAACAACAAAGAGUUUAUUCAACAUUACCCAUUCCAAAUUAUCAUUAUAAUAAUCAAACAACUUCUCCUCAAAAAUAUCCAAUAAGUCCCAUUUCAAUAUCUGAUAGAGAACAUAAUGGUUCUGUAUCUUACCAAACCCAAUAUAAUUUCUCUCCACCAUCAACAGCUAAUAUUGAUUAUUCUUCGUUAGUAUCUUAUACUAUAUCACCAUCAUUGAAACGUAAAAGAAGAAAAAGAAAAGUUGAGACUACUCCACAACAAGAACCAUUAGAAUCAUAUCCAUGUAAAGUUUGUAAUAAAGUUUUUCAAAAACCAUACAAUUUAAAAUCUCAUAUGAAAACUCAUUCAACUGAAAAACCUUUUCAAUGUUGUCAUUGUUCAAAAACAUUUGCAAGAUCUCAUGAUAAAAAAAGACAUGAAUUACUACAUCAAGGGGUUAAAAAUUUUAAAUGUGAAGGUUAUUUACAAGAUGGAAUUACUAAAUGGGGUUGUGGUAAAAAAUUCGCAAGAAGUGAUGCUUUAUCACGACACUUUAGAACUGAAACAGGUUGGUUAUGUAUUCGACCAUUAAUGGAUGAAGCUAAAAGAUUAGAACAAGAAACAGGUAUAAGUAAUAUUCAAUUCAAUGUUGGAGUUUUACCAACCCAAUAUGAUGAAAAAAAUGAUGAUACUUAUGAUAAUUCAAACUUUAUUAGAAAAUUAAUACAAGGUAAAUAA
This is a messenger RNA of Insectozyma verbasci, 888 nucleotides long. The record is from the annotation of a GenBank genome assembly. Lineage: Eukaryota; Fungi; Ascomycota; Pichiomycetes; Serinales; Debaryomycetaceae.